AACCCAGAUAUUCCGCCGUUGCUGGGUCACGGCCUUUUCGCAUCAGAAAAUCAUCGCCAAUGGCGCUGCUAUGUGGAAUGCCAUCUGACACGGUCAAAGGUAUUUCUUUGUCCCUUCCCUCUGCGCGCCAAAGGCAUAACAGCACUUCGGCGGCUACUACACAGACGCUCGUUUUCUCGACUUUUCUUUACUGCAUCGUGCAGAAAAUACAGUGCGAUUGUGCGCGCCGUGUCCGAUAGAAACAUCCCGAACAAGCUUCUCCUCGACCUCCACCGGGCAGCUGGCUGUGUGUCCCCUCAAGGCAGCGGACUCCCAAUACCGACGCCACAAUGGCUCCUCUUAUCCUCCACAACGUUCCCGACGAGGAACUAUACAUUGGCGAUGAUGGUGUCAAGAGGCCCUACGCCAUGGUUUUCCCACAACAGGAAGGCCUUUCCGGCGUGAGAAAUCGCCGCGGCGUCGCCGAGACAGGAUCCUUUGGCAAAUCGACGCGCCGAUCGCGUUCACGGACAGGAACCCCCGCCGGCCGCCGCGAGAACCCGACGGUAGCGGCCGCCGACAAGAUCUUUGGCGACUGGAUCUCCUCUCAUGCCACCAACAGCAAUAACAAUAACAACAUGGCCGCCUCGACGAACACGGGCGCCGGCCCGAACUCUGCCGGCACCGGCGCCGCCCCGCAGCGCAAGACCUCGGGCCUCGCCCAGGCGCCCCUCCUGGCCUCCGCGGCCGACGACACGCCCGCGGCCGCCGAGCCCCGGGUCACCCGCCACGUUCCCACCGAGGUCAUCCUACGCGGCUACCGGUCGCCGUCGCAGCAGUACGCCGCCAUCUCGCACUACGAGCAGCUCGCCGGGCUCAUCUGCGAGGACUACCCUCGCGAGCCGCCCCUCGAGCAGCGCCGCUACAAGUCAGAGCUGCGCGACCCUGCCUUCACCCGCCGCAGAGGCCUUACGGGUGAGGAGCGUGCAAAGGUCAACCGCGCCGAUGGAGGCGACCACUGGGUCAAGGUCACGUUCGAGUCGGCGGAUGCUGCCGACGCCGCGGUCUACGCCAGUCCCCAGCGUGUGUUGGGCUACCUUGUCUACGCCGAGCCGUACCACGGCCACCCUCCCGCUCGCGACGAGCCCAUCCCAGACGUCGACUCCCUCGUCGCCGCCAAUGAGGACUACGGCCGCUCGCAGUCCGUCCCGGCAGGCAGCUUUGGCAACCACAGAACGCCGCGCGGCAAGCACCACCGCACGGCCAGCAAGAGCGGCGGGGGCAACCCCUUCUCCCUCCCCAAUCAGCGCUCCAUGAGCGACCUCUCGCCGCCGACGUCCCUCACUUCCUCCAACACGAUCGAUACGGCCACCAUCUCGAACAUGACCAGCUCGUCGGCGACUGUCACCGAGUCGCAGCCGGCCCUGAUGCAGGUCGAAGACAGCCUGUUCUGCCGGCGCAUCCCCACGGCGCGCAGGGCCAAGCUCCUCCCCGCCGAGCAGGCGCUGCUGCCGCAGCAGAGCUACACCCAACGGCUCGUCAACAUGGUGCCCUUUCUCAAGUGGUUCAGCGGCUCCAUGAUCGGCAACGAGGUCCCGCGCACCGACAACGGCGACUUUGACUGGAACCGCGCCAGCCUGUACUGGAAGAUCAUCUGGUGGCUGGACGCGACCUUUGGGCUGUUUGGGGGCGAGAUCCUGAGCGCCGACAAGGACGACUAGGACAAAAAGAGCUUGUAACCCAGGCCUUUUGUUUCGUUUUGUAGUCAAGGGGGUUUUUUUUUCUGGGGAUCGAUCGGAAUAGGCGUUUGGAGGGGAAAAGCGCUUUAUUUUAUUAUGUCCGUACGAAUACCACACGCAUACUACUUCAUUUUUCAUAGACGCCGAGUGGGGGGCCGGCGGCGGUUGUUUAACAUCAGACGCAGAAGUGUCGGGGACGCAGAAGAGAGCAAAGGAGAGAGAAAGAAAAAAAAAGGGGGGGGGAGGGGG
Molecule: messenger RNA, 1967 nt
Organism: Colletotrichum navitas
Lineage: Eukaryota; Fungi; Ascomycota; Sordariomycetes; Glomerellales; Glomerellaceae
Exons: 2
Coding region: 330-1700 (456 amino acids)
Source: RefSeq, a predicted model, not a curated record